Molecule: messenger RNA, 318 nt
Organism: Abrus precatorius (Indian licorice)
Lineage: Eukaryota; Viridiplantae; Streptophyta; Magnoliopsida; Fabales; Fabaceae
Product: protein RADIALIS-like 3
Exons: 2
Coding region: 1-318 (105 amino acids)
Molecular function (GO): DNA-binding transcription factor activity
Source: RefSeq, a predicted model, not a curated record
AUGGCUUCAAACUCUCUCAACAAUGGCGACAAAGAAGAUUCUUCAUCUUGGACAAGAUGGCAGAACAAAAAGUUUGAAAACGCAUUAGCAUUGUAUGAUAAAGACACCCCAGAUCGAUGGCAAAAUAUAGCCAAAGAAGUUGGUGAUAAAUCAGUGGAGGAAGUGAAGAAACACUAUGCAAUUCUUUUAGAAGAUAUUCAUAAUAUAGAGUCAGGGCAUUUUCCAAUUCCCGAUUACAAGUCCUCACUUGGUGAUGAUGCACAUAAAAAGGUUCCAACAAAGAAUUCAGAUCAAGGCAAUUCCAAGAGCACAAGUUAA